AAAAUAUCCAAUUUCUUUUGUUUUGCCGUUACCUUACCUGUGCUGCAGCUAAAUGAUCUAAUUUGUCAUAGUCAUAGUCGUGGUAUGUCCUAUAAAAUCAGUUGUGUCUUUAACAAUUGUUAACCUAGGAAAAAUUGUACGGCAUUGACAUUCAAAGCCCGUCCAAAGCAGUGCCUUAUUCAUAUUCGAUAUGGAUGAUCGGCGUUUGCUAAGGUGGUUACCAGCAGCUUGUAUGUUGCUCACUUCUGUGCACGCCUACCAAAGUUUUAAAGCAGGAAUACCGAAUGGUGACAGCGUACCACAUCCGUGCAACUCUUCUCGAAUGUGGGAAGGGGUCGGGCACGAGAACAAGGCGGGAGGAGGGGCUAGAAAUCCCUUCGGAAUGGAUUUUGAUGCAAACGGAAAGGUUUGGAACUCUACAAUCUGCGGAAUGGAUUCAGAUGGUGAUGGACGGACGAACGGAGAAGAGCUGGGAGAUCCUGACUGUUCAUGGAGCCAAGGACAGACCCCGACAGUCACUACCGGUCUUUCACACCCAGGUGUGUGUGAGCCCAUGACGAGUAGCACGUGUUCAGGAAGGAACUCGUUUGUAGACUGUGGAAAUACCAGAGAGUUUGAUUGCCCUCCCAUACACACAGAAGACCCCAUCAAGUUCGAAGUACGGUUCCCAGAAACGCCAGUCCCUGCCCAGGAAACCACAUACAUGUGUAUGGCCUUUGAAUUCCCAUCUGAUAAGCCCUACCAUCUGAUCGCCUCAAACCCAAUCAUCGCCAACAGUGAAGUCAUGCACCAUAUCAUCGUAUACGGAUGUGCUGGAAUGAACACAGCGCCAAGAGAGCUCAACAAGCCAUGGGUUUGUGAGGAUGAAAUAAAAUAUUGUGAGGAGGCGAUAAGUGUAUGGGUAGCGGGCGGGAAUGGGAUGUGCUUCGACGAAAACAUGGGUUUCCAGAUUUCUGGAGAGAAGGGACUGAAAUAUGCAGUUUUGGAGUUUCAUUGGAACAACCCCUCCCUUGUCGAUGGUUAUACAGAUAGUUCUGGUUCCGAACUUUACCUCACUCCGAAUCUCCGCUCGAACAAUGCUGGAGUGUUAUUAAUUGGCCAGAAUAACAUCGCCAUUCCGCCGGGUAAAAUAGAACACGAGGAACAGGGCACCUGUCCUGGCAAUUGCACCAAUCAGAUCAUGAUGGGAGAUAUUCAGGUCACAAUGGUAUUUAACCACAUGCAUUUGAUGGGAAAGGCACAAAUCACAGAGCUGAAUCGAAAUGGACGGCGUAUACAGUACCUAGCAAAAGAUGACCACUAUGACUACAACAGUCCUGUGGUUUAUAAAUAUAAAAAUCCUAUAACCGUUCGACCAGGAGACGAACUCCACACAACAUGUGUAUGGCAAUCGCUUGACAAAACAAAAACAGUCAACUAUGGCGAAGGGACGCAAGAUGAAAUGUGUUUUGCCAUCUUUAUAUACUACCCUAAGGAAAACUUACUGUCAGAAUGGUGUGUAUCAGAGUGGGGACUUGAUUUUUGUGAAAUUUUGAUGAACGGAAAUGUCAUAAGAGGGUGUGAUUUUGGAAAGAUGUUAAAUCCAGCAGACCCCGUCACUGUGGCCAUGAACGAAGCAGUCGCAGAAAAAUGCACACCAUUUGUUUGCCGGGAGGAAUGUCUUGAUUACGUUAGAACCCUCAAGGAACAACCCUGCUUCAUUGGAGACGUAGAAAAGAUGUUGAGAACUCGGUACCUAAGUGAAGAAUCCACAAGAAACGAAGUCAUAUCCUUCUUUGCUGCAAUCGAUUCGUGCGAUAAGGAGCUGUGGAUGGAACGUUACCGAUUAUAUGGAAACAUUGAUGGUCCAAUAGCUUCUGCCGAGAACCGCUUGGCAUCGACGCAUUUUAUACUCGCAGUUGUUGCCCUUUCAUUGUUGUUUUGAUAAUAUAAUGUGCAUAUGUUAACCUCGAGAAUGCUUUAAACUGGUUUAAACCCCCAGUAAAUUUACAUUUUACUGACCGUUCCAAGGCGGUACCUAACAAUUGAUAAACAUACCAAUUAUAUAUAUAUAUAUAUAUAUAUAUAUAUAUAUAUAUAGUAUUUAUGCACUGUGCAGUUUGUAGAGUUUUGUGUUGUUCUAUGUUUCUUGUUUGUGAAUUUGUGUUCUAUGUCUUUGUCGUUUGCCCAUUGCCAUUAAACCGGGUUUAUUUUUAAACUUUUUGCUACUGAGCAUGAUUCUGUAGCUUUUUGCAUAAAUCGUCAUGAUCAAGUUAUUCUAAUAACGCAACAAUAUAUAAAUAUCAUCCAGUUAACACGUUUUAGUAUAAGUUCGGCAAUGAUUGUAGAUGAAAAGUAUUAAGGACAAUUAUCGAUUAUGUAUCAUUGUAGACACAUUUCAUAUUUGGUAGUUGGACAGAUAGACUCAAAGAAUUACUUGGAUUUUAUUUAAACCAUGGAUAUAAAGGCAAUACUUUGAAGAGUACUUGCCUUCUAGUUUUUGGUUAUGAAUUCCUAAAACAAAUAUAGUGUUGAAUAUAGCAUCCUUACAUAACUAAGCUUUCAGACCAUUGAUUUUGUGAUUUUUUUGUUUAUUCAUGUUAUCUUUAAAACCUUCUUUAGCUGGCUCGGAGUGUUUUGGCAUGUGACGUCAUUUUCUUCAAGUAUUUUACAUAGGUAAUCAUUUGGAAGAAAAGAUAAGCUAAUAUAUCUCGCUUUUAUUUUUAAUAAUGUUUUCUUUAUUUGUUCCCAGUUUUAGUACAAUGAUGCUUUUUAUUAUUUUAUUAUUAUUCACACAGUUUUAAAACUUUUAUUUUAUAAGACAGACUGUGUGUGAUGAUCAUUGUUUCAAACAAUGACUGCAUCGUAUUUUUGAAAAGUUUUUGCAUUAGGUGCUCUGAAUUGUAUUCCUCCUGCAGAUAGAGUUUGGGAUCUCUAACCAUUGAUGUACUUGGUGUUUACCUAUAAGUUAUUAUUAUUUGUUUUAUUGUUAAGUUUCCCAAGUUUAAGCAUUCUGUGAUAAGAUUUCCCUUUUUCGUUUUUUUCUUUAUUUAGGAUUGUUGGGAUAAGAGUGAGGUUUGUGCACGUAAACUGGUUUAACCCCCCAGUAAAAUUACAUUUUACUGACCGUUCCAAGGCGGUUACCUGACAAUCCUUGAUAAACGUGUUUUGCUUAAAAUCUUACAGCGUUUCAAUUAACAUGUUUGCUGUGUAUUUUAUGAAGUAUCUGUAUAUUUUGUAUGAGUAAAUGCGGUAUUUGAUCACUUUAUUAAGAGUCAACAAUUCCAACUGUGAUUCAAUGAUUUCCACUUCUUUGAAUAAACGUUCUCCUUUA
Molecule: messenger RNA, 3313 nt
Organism: Mya arenaria
Lineage: Eukaryota; Metazoa; Mollusca; Bivalvia; Myida; Myidae
Product: dopamine beta-hydroxylase-like
Exons: 11
Coding region: 191-1924 (577 amino acids)
Molecular function (GO): copper ion binding; dopamine beta-monooxygenase activity
Source: RefSeq, a predicted model, not a curated record